UGCUGUCAUUUGUCAUUCUUUCGACUUUCCUGUCGUUCAGGUCGGUCGGAAUAUUUUUAUUUUGUCAGCUUUUUUGACCGUUUUCACCUUGAAUAUACCAUUAACAUUAAGUUUCGGGAGCUAAUCUUUGUCCAAGUGUAGCAAAAUAAUUAUAUCAAUACUAGUUUUACAGGUAAAACCCAAUUAAUUAAAUUUCAUUAUGAGGUUUCCAAAAUCUUGCGACACUUUUGUCGUGCUUCCCCCGGUCACUAAAAACGGCCGAGUAAUAUUCGGCAAAAAUUCAGAUCGGCCUCAAAAUGAGGUGCAAGAAGUGAUACUUGUUAAGGGUGAAGUAAGAAAUCCAAAACUGAAGUGCACGUAUAUCACUAUUGAAGAAAGUCCAGACCCCGUAAACACUGUUAUUCUGAGUAAACCAGCUUGGAUGUGGGGAGCAGAGAUGGGAGCCAAUGAUAAAAAUGUAGUCAUUGGAAAUGAAGCCGUGUGGACAAACAACAACGAGGGUGAUGGAGAUGCUAGGCAGAGGCGCCUUUUGGGCAUGGACUUAGUCAGGCUAGGUCUCGAAAGGGGCCACACCGCUGAACAUGCUCUAAAUGUUAUAACUAUGCUACUAGAAAAAUACGGACAAGGGGGCCCUUGCUCAGAACUUGAUGAUAGCCACUUCUACCACAACUCAUUUCUGAUAGCUGACCCAAAAGAAGCUUGGGUGCUAGAAACUAGUGGCAAAUUGUGGGCAGCUGAAAAACUGACUGCUGGAUACAGAAAUAUUUCAAAUGGUUUAACAAUAACUACAAAAAUUGACAAACAUUCUGAGAAUUUGCAGGCAAAAGCCAAGGGAAUGGGGCUAUGGGAUGGACAGAGUGAGUUUAAUUUCACCAAGUGUUUCUCCUCUGGUGGAGAUGAGGUGCGCCAGCGUGAAGGUGAACGGUUGCUAAAGGAAGAAAGUGCAGGUGCAUGUUUUGAUGUCAAAAACAUGUUCAAAGUAUUACGUCACAAAGAAAGCCGCAUUUGUCGUGGAUGCGACGAUACCUUUCCUACACAAGGGAGUCAGGUAUCAAGCUUGACUUCUCAAGGAUUGAAUGUCCAUUGGUUCACUGCAACUCCAGACCCAAGCGUCUCAUAUUUCAAGCCAUUUGUGUUCACUCCAAAACCUCAGAUAUCUUCGUACACUGAAAGUUCUAAUGAGGCAAAGAGAGAGCAUCAUUUAUAUAAACUGCAUGCUGAACAUGUUUUGAAGAGCAGUAAUGAAAAGAUAUCUACACUUUUACAUGAAAUAGAAAAUGGCUGCCUUAUUGAAUUAGAAGAGUUUAUACAAAAUUAUGAAAGCGGUCAAGGUUCUUUAGAUGAGCUAAAUGAUCUGAUGAAAGACUGUGUUGAAACUGAAGUAAAAUUAUAUGGCUAAAUAAAUAU
Molecule: messenger RNA, 1407 nt
Organism: Ostrinia furnacalis (Asian corn borer)
Lineage: Eukaryota; Metazoa; Arthropoda; Insecta; Lepidoptera; Crambidae
Product: secernin-3
Exons: 6
Coding region: 200-1399 (399 amino acids)
Biological process (GO): proteolysis
Molecular function (GO): dipeptidase activity; cysteine-type exopeptidase activity
Source: RefSeq, a predicted model, not a curated record